Hemicordylus capensis (graceful crag lizard) is the source of this 1777-nucleotide messenger RNA. RefSeq lists its product as uncharacterized. Bases 160 to 1248 code for a protein of 362 amino acids. The transcript has 2 exons. The record is from RefSeq and is a predicted model, not a curated record. NCBI's taxonomy places the organism in Eukaryota, Metazoa, Chordata, Lepidosauria, Squamata, Cordylidae.
UAUCACACGCCGAAUCCGCCUUCACUACCCCGACCCCAACCCAAGAACGGAGGGAUACAAUUCUAGGGUCACUUCCGUUUGGCUGGGAACAGCCCCCUAGAGCGAUCGUCUUUGUAUUGCAACAAAGUGGGCUGGGCAGGAGGCGGGCCCCAGAACUGAAUGCGUGCCGGAGAAUUGAAACCAGGAGGACGCCAGAGCGAAUCAAGCCGGGCCGAGGCGACCCCCGCAUCGGAGGGGUGCAGCGGUAUUCUCGCCAGCAUGAGAGAUGACAGCAACCUGUACGAGCCUCUUCUGGAGGAUGGGGACGACAGAAGGCUGAUACCUGUCCCGAGAGUCUCAUAUGUGGAGAAACUCUGGGGAAUUCUUCCACAAAACUUUGCAGCAUCGUGGCUUAAUUUUCCAAACAGCAUAGAAUAUGGCAUGCCCUGUUCCUCUCAUAAGCUUACAAGGGAGAAGUCCACUAUGACUCAAGCCACUAGAUUUGCAGCUGAAAGAAGAACCUGGGCUUUGAUUCUGGGUUUUGCUCUUCUUUCCCUCUUUCUGCUGGUUCUGUUGUGUUUCUUCUACAGUUUCUCCAUUUGCCCCUUGAGGAAACAACAAUGUCCCAUUGAAGUCAACAGGACCAAAGCUGAGGAGAACACAAUAGCGGCCAUCGUGGUUAUGCCAGAAGAUCUCAGUGUGGCAACUCUGCAGGAGGCCAGGGAGAAAGAACACUUGGAAGCCAUGAGAAAUUGCUUGGAUAAAGCCUUUGAGGAGUUUUAUCAGGAGCCAAACAUGGUAAAGAAGAAUGCCAAGAUGGUCCUUCAGUGUAAUGGAACAAGGCGGGAAUUUCUAUCCGGAAAAGGGGAAAACCACAUUGAAGUGGUCCAGAUCAAUGACAAGAUUGAUUACAUACUUGAUGAGGCCAGCCCAGAGGUUCAUAUGGCAAGGCUUGGCCGCCAUUCAUUCCCACUCAAUCUCAUCAGCAUCAAUGAAGUUCUCGAUGAUUUGGCUUCCUGGGAAGGCUCAGAGGAGCUGCAGGCCUGUCUCAACAAGGCCUUAAAGGAAUUUCCUCAAGAGCCAAUGAGUGUGCAGGACAAUGCUAGUUUGGUGGUGGUGUGUGGGAGGAAGAAUCUGACCUUUAUCUCUGGUAAAGGGCAGAAUGAGAUCAAUGUGUACAAAGAGGACACAGAUGAGGAGAUUCAGUAUCAGGUGAAAGCUACUGGAUGGGCCUGGUGGGCCAGACUUUUCACCAGAGGUGCAGGCUGAGUUCUGUGGCUCUGCUCAGAAGAUGAACUAUGAGGCACCUCCCUGCUAUGCUUUCCAAUGGACAUGGUCCCUUGUGAUCACAUCACUUCUGUGUCCUAUACCAGGGGUUCCCAACCUUGAAUCCCCAGUUGUUGAUGGACUACAGCUCCCAUCAUCCCUGGUUGGGAUUGAUGGGGAUUGUGGUCCAACAACAUGUGGGGACCCAAGGUCAGAAACCCCUGUUUGUUACAAUGCCUAUCAAUCACAUAACUAGCAGUAAACAAUCAUUUGGUAAUACUUUUUUUUUAAAAGUCACUGUUUGUGUUCAGACUAUUAUUCCAAAGCAGGAAGUGUCUCUUCUGGUUGAACAGUAAUGCCAAAUCUCAGAUUCAUUGUUUAGGCACAUACUAAUCAGAACUGCAUUUAUGCAAAGAUGAUUAAUUAUCAGAAUCUUGUAUGACAAUCUGUUUCAGCACUCAAGUGCUGCACCCUCAGUAAUUUAUUCUGCUCUCUACGUAAUGCUUUUUAAUAAAGGCUUAAAUAAACAAUA